AUGAGCACACAUCAGGGCUCUCGCAGCUCUUUCUAUCAGCCCAGGACGCGCACGGCCUUGGUGUGGGCGUGUGUGUGGGUGUGGGCGUGGAUGGGUGUCGGGGUGUGGGGCGGCUGUCCCAAAGUGUGUGAGUGCAAGUGGCGUGACGGCAAGGAGGUGGUCGCCUGCCGGAACGCUCACUUCAUCGACAUCCCGCGCGGACUGGACCCCUCGACGCAGGUCCUCGAUCUACGCCACAACAACCUGAGGAUCCUCCCGCGGGACUCCUUCGUCUACACGGGCCUUGUCAACCUGCAGAAGGUCUGGCUCAGCUUCUGCAACCUGAAGCGGCUGGAGAAGGGGGCCUUCCGCAUGCUUGCCAACGUGGUCGAGCUCGAUCUCAGCAACAACCUUCUCCAGAGCGUUCCCACCGCCGCCCUCACGGACAUGGGCGGCCUGCGCCACCUCAUCCUCUCCUACAACAAACUCACCACCAUCCCCAAGCUGGCGUUUGCUCCCACAGCCGAGCUGGUCAACCUGGACCUCAGCCAUAACAACCUCACGCGGCUCGAGGGCGGCGCGCUGCAGAACCUGGUGUCGCUCGAGGUCCUCGACUUGUCCAGCAACAAGUUGGUCACUCUGGACGCGCAGGACCUGAUGCCGCUGGCCAUGCUGCGUGUGCUGCACCUGGACGGCAAUCCCUGGCACUGCGACUGCCUCCUGCGGCCGCUCAGGAACUGGAUGCUGGACCGCAACUUGGCCCCGACGGUUCCCCCGACGUGCACGGAGCCGAUGUGGCUCGAGGGCGGAGACUGGCUCAUCCUGGACGAUGAGGACUUCGUGUGCGCGCCGCAGGUCACUGCCCUGGCGCCGAGGGUCCUUGCGGCUGAGGGCGAGAACGUGUCCCUGGCGUGUCGCGUCGAGUCGGAGGUGGAGACGACCAUAACGUGGGUUAUAGGGGAGAGCCAGCUGUACAACGCCAGCGAGUCCCAGCGGUACUCUCUGUUGGAGUUCCUGACGCCCUUUUAUACAUCGAGGAUUUCUAACCUGACCAUCAUGGACGUGACCCCCCUGGACCAGGGGCAGUACCGGUGCGUGGCGGAGAACAGGGCGGGGCGCAGAGAGGUCAAUCUGACGCUCCAGGUGUCCCACGAGGUUGCCGAGGUGAGAGUCGCCAACAUAGAUAAUAAUUACAUGAAGGGAGGCCUCUUAGGUGGGAUUUGUAUUCUAGUGGUCGUCUUGCUCAUCGUGUGUAGUCUUAUAUACUGUAAAGUGCGAAGCGGACGGCAGCCAGAGGAGGAAACCGACAAGACGGUGGCAGCCCACUCGUCCAGGGCCGCUACGGCGGACGAGCACAAACUGGCUGGCUACCACAUCGUCCCGACGAACGAACUCGAGGUGUCUCCGCGUCGACCACAACAAAGACAAUCCUGGCGCCACAGAGACAUAUCUAUGGAGGACUUCUCCAGCAGAGUCCUGGAGAAAGGCGAAAGUCCUGUCCUGCAGCAGGAACCUGUCCAGGGGCCAAGUGUUCCUACCACGGCUCCCAGCAACGUGUCCUACGUCGACAUAGCCAAGACUGACGCCGGAGGAGCCCAGAUGAACCCCGACGAAAGGACGAGGUGGAGGGACCUCUCCGACCACCAAAAGGACGUGAUCCUCCACAGGAUGUGUCACCGCGCAGCAUCGCAGGCGUCCGUAGGAAGUAGCAACGGCCAGUAUCCUGACCUGCUGGAUCUGCCGCAGCCGCAAAUCGGGCAGUUGCCUCUUCAGGACAUGCACCAAUACGGGGGCAGUCUGCCUCUUCACAGUCUCAACCCGUCCUUCUGCACCAUGCCCAGAACGCGGGCACGGGCGUACCAGGAGACGGGCACUAGUCGGGAGGGAGGAGCCACACAAGGCAGUGCCUCUCAGCCCCACGCCCACAACGCCCACGAUCGCCAACAAGCUGCUGGUUACAGGAAGUCGUUCACCGGAGAAGAAAAACAGGCGCCGCCACCGCCCACCCCCUCGACCCCCUCUAACGGGACCUCCGCCCUCGCCUUCUCCAGAUCCUCCAGCGCCCUCAACCUGGCCCUCAGUGAAGCUGCCUCGCAAGCCUACGCCCACGGCCAGAUGCCUGUCAGAGGCCACCCUUUCCUGCCCCCCGUGCCCAUGCUGGAGGCCUACGACCCGCAGGCAAUGCACGAGCUCAUCGCUACGCACAGGAGUCAGUGCGGCGCAGGCUGUGGCCAGAUGGAGGGCACAGACCCCUACCGCUUCGAGUAUCAUGCGGCUCAGCUCGAGAAAUUCUUACAAGAAUAUCGUUGUCUUCAAGAACAGCUUUUCCAUAUGAAACAGUCCUACCAAGCACAGCAGCGUUCUGGCUCUGCUCCUAGGCUGGAUUGCUGUUCGGAGGCCUACUCUCCUCACCACCCCCCGCCCCCUGUAACCCACCAUACCCCCCCAGUCCCCGUGCCCCUGCCCGUCUCGUGUGCUUCCCAUACCGCCCCCGGUCCCGCCCACCCCUCCUCUGUCCCCGCCCACCCCUGCUCGUCCCACCCCCUGGCCGUGCCCCCACACCCUCCGCCGCCCUGUUCUUCGCACCCCGCCUCCUGUUCCUCACACCCUGUCCCUCCCCCCCAGUCACCCCCCGCGGCCAUUCCAGCCGCCGCCCUCCCGCCCGCGAUGACGUCAUCCCGCUCCUCGCCCACGUCGGCCUCGCGCUCCUCCCCGGCGGCCGCCUCCCGAGCCUGCUCCUCCUCCUCCUCCUCCGCCGCCGCCGUCGCCACCACGACCGCCUCCUGCCCUCCCCUCCCCGCCGGCCUCGCCCGCACCGGCUCCACCGGCUCUUCGUCUCGGCACGCCCACAGGAUAUCCCCGCCCGCCCCUAAGACUUCCCAAACGGAGCCCCUCAAGUCUAUCCUGAAGAAGCCCCAGCAGGAGGGCGGCGCGCACCACCACCAGCAGAAGCAGGAGCAGUGGCGCGCAGAAGUGUUCGUGCUGCUCUACGUGUGGGCUCUACACGUUGUCUUCGAGCAUGUAGACGUGUGGGGCGAAACAAAUAGAGCUCUGUGUGUGCUUUCUCUCGAACAUGAAGAAUAA
Penaeus indicus is the source of this 3063-nucleotide messenger RNA. RefSeq lists its product as uncharacterized. The transcript has 7 exons. The coding region runs from base 1 to 3063 and encodes 1020 amino acids. The record is from RefSeq and is a predicted model, not a curated record. NCBI's taxonomy places the organism in Eukaryota, Metazoa, Arthropoda, Malacostraca, Decapoda, Penaeidae. Gene Ontology annotation, molecular function: protein binding.